AUCGAAUAUGGCGUCCUCUGCUGUGAAAGAGCUUAGAGCGUGUACCUCUUUAAUAAGACAAUGCUGCUCUAACUGGAAAGUUUUCCCCCAAAGCAACGUCACAAAGAGUGUUGCUGUUGUAUCAGGUGUGAGAUAUUACAGAGGAAGCAACAGAGACAAAAGAAGGCGAGAAAGAAACCUUCAGGAAAGACUUAAAAAACGAGAAGGUGUUCAGCCACUAGUUUUUGACAGAAAAGAAUUUUUCAGACAAAACUAUGACAGUGAGUUGUUUGCAUUCAAGAACAGACUAGGUUUAACUUUUCAAGAUGAAAGCAUUCUACGGACUGCUUUAACCCAUGCAUCCUACAAAGAAGAAAAUACUGUUUAUGAUGGUGAUGCUACCAAUGGUAAAACAUUCAGAAAUAAAGAAACAUCUUUUCACACGAGUGAGGACAAUGGAAAAUUAUCGUUGAUAGGGUUAACAGCUUCAUCACUAUACAUUGUUGAUCAUCUGUGUACCACCUACCCCUCGCUGCCCUGCCUGGGAGUUAGAUGCUUUCAUGAUUUUCUUUUAGGACGGGAUAUCAUUGUAAAAGUAUCAAAACUCAUAUCAUUACCAGACUUGAUCAGAUUGGAGCAUGACCUCGAUGGCCUUUCCAAAGAGAAACAUCUGGACUACAGACAGGAAGAUGUCAUUUGUGACGCAUUCUUUGCAUUUAUUGGAGCAAUCUAUGUAGAUCAGGGACCUGCUGAGGCAAGGAGAUUUGUGGAAGACUUUGUCAUUACUCAGCUUCAAGGAGAGGAACUUCAUAAAAUUCUCUACUUUGAAUAUCCUGGUAAAGUCCUCGAUAAUAUCUUCACUACUCAGGGAAAAGAAAAGCCAGUUGCCAGGUAACUGGAGUCUUACUUUGUAACACUAAGUGAGUGAGUUUUGCUUUACAAAAGCCAAUUUGGCAG
Orbicella faveolata is the source of this 936-nucleotide messenger RNA. RefSeq lists its product as uncharacterized. Gene Ontology annotation, biological process: RNA processing; mitochondrial translational elongation. Gene Ontology annotation, molecular function: ribonuclease III activity. Lineage: Eukaryota; Metazoa; Cnidaria; Anthozoa; Scleractinia; Merulinidae. The record is from RefSeq and is a predicted model, not a curated record. Gene Ontology annotation, cellular component: nucleus; mitochondrial large ribosomal subunit; microprocessor complex.